Mesocestoides corti is the source of this 408-nucleotide messenger RNA. The record is from the annotation of a GenBank genome assembly. Lineage: Eukaryota; Metazoa; Platyhelminthes; Cestoda; Cyclophyllidea; Mesocestoididae.
AUGAACGCUCGCAGUGGCAUCGCAUCCCCUGGUGGGAGGCAGGUUCUCUUCGCCGUUGAUGGCUCAGAAAACGCCAAGUUUGCAUUCCAGUGGUACCUGAAGUGGUUUCGCCGUCCAGAUGAUGCAGUUCUGUUCUUCCACGUCAUCGAACCACCCUCUCUGCCAUCUGUGAACUUCACAAAUCCAACCUCAAUCCCCGUGGAGGAGUGGAGCAAAAUCAUGACCAACCGUAUUGAGUCAGUGAGGCGACUGGAGGAUGACUAUGUGGCUGAAGGCAGGGCCGUCGCAUUGAAUUGUGGAUUUUUGAGUCAACCAGCUGAUAGAGUGGGACCAGCAGUCGUGCAACAGGCGGAGAAAGUGGGUGCGCACGUGAUUAUCAUGGGGACACGGGGACUUGGAGUGAUUCGA